CAAGAAACUCCCUUUAUUCACACAGUUUAUCAAUCACCACCGAGCUACUAACCCCCCCCCCCCCCAUUUUGUCCAGUUUUCUUGUGUGAUAUACACUGUAUAUACAGUUGAUAUACACAUAUAUUGACAGUAUAUUUGUGUUUUUUAGAAGGGAAAAAGAGGGAUCAAGAAUGGCAACAGAGAAAUUCAUUAUAGAAGUAGAACCAGCAAAGGCUGCUAAAGAUGGAAGACCAUCAAUGGGUCCUGUUUAUAGAAGUGUUUUUGCUAAAGAUGGAUUUCCACCACCUAUUGAUGGACUUAAUAGUUGCUGGGAUAUUUUUCGUUUAUCGGUGGAGAAAUAUCCUAACAACCGGAUGCUUGGAACCCGUGAAAUUGUAGAUGGAAAACCCGGCAAAUAUGUGUGGAUGUCUUAUAAAGAAGUAUAUGACAUUGUCAUUAAAGUAGGAAAUUCCAUCCGGAGCUGUGGUGUCGAUGAGGGAGACAAAUGUGGUAUCUAUGGUGCCAAUUGCGCCGAGUGGAUAAUAAGCAUGGAGGCAUGCAAUGCUCAUGGACUUUACUGUGUUCCUCUGUAUGACACCUUAGGUCAUGGUGCAGUGGAAUUUAUCAUUUCCCAUGCUGAGGUUAAAAUUGCUUUUGUUGAAGAGAAAAAACUUCCUGAGCUUCUGAAAACUUUUCCAAAUGCGUCAACGUACUUGAAGACUAUUGUGAGUUUUGGAAACGUCACUCCUCCACAGAAGGAAGAGGUUGAAAAGUUUGGGGUGGCUCUAUAUUGCUGGGAUGAGUUUAUACAAUUGGGAAGCGAAAAUCAAUUUGACCUUCCAGUAAAAAAGAAGGAAGACAUUUGUACAAUAAUGUAUACUAGUGGAACGACCGGAGAUCCCAAAGGUGUCAUGAUUUCAAAUACUAGCAUUGUUACUCUUAUAGCUGGAGUAAGGCGUUUCCUUGAGAGUGUGAAUGAGGCGUUGACUGUGGAUGAUGUGUAUCUUUCGUAUCUUCCCCUGGCACAUAUCUUUGAUCGGGUGAUUGAAGAAUGUUUCAUUCAUCAUGGUGCCUCAAUAGGAUUUUGGCGAGGGGACGUCAAAUUACUAACCGAAGAUAUUGGAGAGCUAAAACCAACCGUCUUCUGUGCUGUACCUCGGGUACUAGACAGAAUAUAUUCAGGUUUGCAACAGAAAAUUUCUUCCGGAGGUCUGCUCAAAAGCACCUUGUUCAAUCUUGCCUAUGCUUACAAACAUUACAACUUGAAGAAAGGACGUAAACACUUUGAAGCUUCCCCGAUUUCUGACAAAGUUGUCUUCAAUAAGGUAAAAGAAGGGUUAGGAGGCAAAGUACGCCUUAUAUUAUCUGGAGCAGCGCCCCUUGCAGCUCAUGUGGAAUCUUUUCUGCGAGUAGUGGCAUGUUGUCACGUUCUUCAAGGAUAUGGUCUGACUGAAACAUGUGCCGGUACAUUUGUGUCACUACCAAACCAGUAUAAUAUGCUUGGUACGGUUGGUCCUCCAGUGCCCAAUGUGGAUGUGUGCCUGGAGUCCGUCCCUGAGAUGUCAUAUGAUGCUCUGUCAAGCACGCCACGUGGAGAAGUAUGUGUGAGGGGUGACACUCUUUUUUCUGGUUAUUUCAAACGUGAGGACCUAACAAAAGAAGUCAUGAUUGAUGGGUGGUUCCACACAGGUGAUAUUGGUGAGUGGCAACCUAAUGGUAGCUUGAAAAUAGUUGAUCGUAAGAAGAACAUUUUCAAGCUAUCACAAGGUGAAUAUGUUGCUGUCGAGAAUUUGGAGAAUAUCUAUGGCAAUAAUCCUGUUAUCGACUCGAUAUGGAUAUACGGAAACAGUUUUGAGUCAUUCCUCAUUGCUGUCAUUAACCCAAACCAACGAGCAAUUGAACAAUGGGCCGAACAGAACGGCAUAUCUGGGGAUUUUAAUUCCCUAUGUGAAAAUUCAAAAGUGAAAGAGUUCAUGAUUGGAGAGCUCGCGAAAGCUGCAAAAGAAAAGAAGCUGAAGGGCUUUGAGUUCAUAAAAGCUGUACACCUUGAUCCUCAGCCAUUUGACAUGGAAAGGGACCUUCUAACUCCGACAUUUAAGAAGAAAAGACCCCAGUUGCUCAAAUAUUACCAGGAUAUGAUUGACAACAUGUACAAGGGUACUAAAUGAACCUAACGGCUGUUACCUGCCCCUUCUUUUACAUUCAAUCUUAUUUUAUCUUCUUGUUUUUGUUAUUGCACUGUAUAUAACACAUGAAGAUGAUGAAAUUUGUAAAAUUUUGAAUCAUGUCUGGUUGUGUUAACUAUUUAUAUAUGGAGUAAUUAUUAUGGUUUUUCGCCGA
This is a messenger RNA of Lycium barbarum (goji berry), 2319 nucleotides long. RefSeq names its product long chain acyl-CoA synthetase 4-like. The transcript has 19 exons. Gene Ontology annotation, biological process: fatty acid metabolic process. Gene Ontology annotation, cellular component: membrane; endoplasmic reticulum. Gene Ontology annotation, molecular function: long-chain fatty acid-CoA ligase activity. The record is from RefSeq and is a predicted model, not a curated record. NCBI's taxonomy places the organism in Eukaryota, Viridiplantae, Streptophyta, Magnoliopsida, Solanales, Solanaceae. Bases 171 to 2147 code for a protein of 658 amino acids.